CCGUGGGGUCGCAGGUGUGCGGCUUUGUCCCAGAGGACGCGGCGGUUCCUUGGACGGAACUUCAUUCUCCAGUGUUAGUCCUUGAAAAAAAAUUGCCCAGUUAUAUAAAUGCCGUUGGCGGUACAUCAUCUUCAUAAGGAUUACGAAUUAUCCAGCCUGCUUUUGCUACUAAUGAACUGAAAACUCUGACUUAAACAAAGUGCCAACAAGGGAUUGUCCUUGAUUUUUGUGCUUUUUAGCAUUCCUCAAAUUCUUGUCACAUCUUCUCUUACAGUAAAAAAAAAACCCCAAAAACCAAAAAAAAAACUACAUUUAAGUUAGAAAAAUGAAGCAGUUGAAAAGGAAAAGGAAAAGCAAUUUUAGUGUUCAAGAAACUCAGACUCUUUUGAAGGAAAUCACAAAAAGGAAAGAAGUCAUUUUUUCCAAGCAGCUCAACACAACAAUUAACGUGAUGAAGCGCAUGGCUUGGGAGGAGAUUGCACAGUGUGUAAAUGCGGUGGGAGAAGGAGAGCAGAGGACAGGGACAGAAGUGAAAAGGAGGUACCUUGACUGGCGAGCACUUAUGAAAAGAAAGAGGAUGAAGGCGAACAUUAAGCUGGUUGGUUCUGGGUUUCCCCUUCCCUCAUCCGAUUUAGAUGACUCUCUUACCGAAGAGAUAGAUGAAAAGAUUGGAUUCCGAAAUGAUACAAAUUUUGAUUGGCAAAAUGUGGCAGAUUUUAGGGAUGCAGGUGGAUCCUUAACCGAGGUCAAAGUGGAAGAGGAAGAGAGAGAUCCCCAGAGUCCUGAAUUUGAAAUUGAGGAGGAAGAAGAAAUACUGUCAUCAGUCAUACCAGAUUCCAGGAGGGAAAAUGAACUUCCUGAUUUCCCCCACAUUGAUGAGUUUUUUACUCUAAACUCAGCACCGUCAAGGUCUGCCUAUGAUGAGCCCCAUUUGCUUGUAAACAUAGAGAAACAGAAACUAGAGUUGGAAAAACGACGGCUGGAUAUUGAAGCUGAGAGGCUGCAGGUAGAAAAGGAACGGCUGCAGAUUGAGAAAGAGAGGCUGCGGCAUUUAGACAUGGAGCACGAGCGGCUUCAGCUGGAGAAGGAGCGACUGCAGAUUGAGAGAGAGAAGUUGAGGUUACAGAUAGUCAACUCAGAGAAACCAUCUUUGGAAAAUGAACUUGGUCAAGGAGAAAAGUCCUUACUUCAGCCACAGGACAUAGAAACAGAGAAGUUAAAACUUGAGAGAGAACGCUUACAACUGGAAAAAGAUAGGCUGCAGUUUUUGAAAUUUGAAUCGGAGAAGCUGCAGAUUGAAAAGGAACGCUUACAAGUAGAGAAAGAGAGACUUCGAAUUCAGAAGGAAGGACACUUGCAGUGAUUUCUCUAGGUCUCUGUUAGCAAAUGUUUGUAAUCCACAGGUUUUUCUCAAUAUCAGAUAACAUGAAAAUGGUUGCAGGAUUAGCUGUUUUUUUCCCUUGUUUAAUGUCGGUGUUUUCAGUAGGAAAAGAUAGUUAUAUGUGGGUAACUAUAUAUUUAAGUAGUAUAUUAUAUAAAAAUUAUGUGCCCUAGCGUAAACAGUAUAGCAGGAGCUAUUGUGCUAUGCUCCUUAUAUUAGUAAAAUUACAUAAGCGUGUAUAAUCUGUGCACUCAGAGUUUACAAUUAUAUCUGUAAAAUUCAAGCUCAGUGAUUCUCAACUGGGGGCUGAGUUUGGAGACAUUUUUGGUUUCAACACUGGUAUGUGGUGGGUAGAGGCCCGGAGUGUCCGCAUCCGGCAGCUCACGGAAUAACCCCUGCAAAAAAUUGUCCAACCAAAAGUGUCAGUAUUACUGAGAGUGAGAAACCCUACCCCGGCCUGACUGUGCACCUUGAUAGCUUUGUUUUACAGUUUCAGAAUAUUAAAACCUCAGAUAUUUAUGUGGGUCGUUAACUUAAAUGGCCAAAAAAACUUUAUGAAACAUUACUGUGUAGUAGAUAGAAUUUAGGAAGUGGUGAAGAUGAUAGGUAUUUUAUUUCCAUGUGUCUAUCUAUAACCCAAUUCAGAAAACAAUACAGGGAACAUCAGAAACUGUCCAGAAUGAGUCACUUUGAAAAGCAGUUCAUUCCUCUGACUAUGGAUGUUUUGGAAGCAACCCACUUUUUGGGCUUUAGGUCCCUUUCUUCUUGGAAUCCAUUUUCAUAGCUUAGAUAUAAAACUUGUCAUUUCAACUGUGUACUGAAAUCUUCGGGUAAGUGCAUGGAUUGAAGCUAGUGAAAAUGAUAUGAAAAUGGUACUAAUACUCCAUGAGCUUAACUCAACGAGUGGUUGUUUGAUUUCUAAGGUACAUAA
This is a messenger RNA of Pteronotus mesoamericanus, 2312 nucleotides long. RefSeq names its product Myb/SANT DNA binding domain containing 4 with coiled-coils (gene MSANTD4). Lineage: Eukaryota; Metazoa; Chordata; Mammalia; Chiroptera; Mormoopidae. The transcript is spliced from 4 exons. Bases 326 to 1363 code for a protein of 345 amino acids. The record is from RefSeq and is a predicted model, not a curated record.